UUAGCAACGGAAAGUAACGUAACCGAUCAAAAUAAUUAGUUUUUCGACAAAUUUUCUCCAGCAGACGGCGAAAAUGAACAUUUUUCCCUCGUACCCCAAACUGAGGAACCGCCGAACGGGGGCGGAGAUCGAAUUGAACGCCAACCCGUUUUCCCUCGGCCGGGGACUCUCCUGCAACUAUGUUAUACCUAGUAAGACCGUCUCGAGGGUCCACUGCAUUCUGCAAAUGAACGAUGAUAACACCUGGGUGCUGAGAGACUCGAGUACGAACGGUACCUUCGUCAACGGUAAACUGGUCAAGCACGUUAAGAGCCCCCCUUUGAAAGACAAUGAUGUUAUAUGCUUGGAGAUAAACAGCGUCGAUAGUUAUGUUUUCGUCAACGAAGCCGCUAGCAAUGAUAUAAGUGACGAGCAGCUCUGUGCCAUAGCGGACAGCGUUCUUAAUGAAAUGGAGUGUCUAACCUCUAAUCCUACAAACGCAAGCGGUCAGGAGCAGUUAGGUGCUGCCAGUUUGCCCCCCCGUAGGAACGCCCCCGACUCCACGACAGUCAACCCCCUCCUCGACCACAUGUACACCGCCAAGUCGUCCAACGAAGCUGCCAAGAAGGCGAGAGUCGGCCGCUCCCCUAGGCCGAUCCUCGGCUGCGGCAACAGGAGGGACCCCGACGACACCUCCCGCUUGGGGCAAGGGAGCGCAACGAGUGCCCGUGACGAGGCUGCCACACGAGGUUCGGAACCCGUUCGUAAUAACGUGCUUGCCAAAAACGACGGAAACUCGAGCAAUGCUGGUAGUAACAAGAAUAACGCAAGCCAGGGAGGUUCGACGGGUUCCAUGCGGGUUGACCAGGAGGUAGUGUCGUUGACGCAGUCUAGCGGUCACACGGCGCAAAGCGAUGGCGUCGGGAGGAACGAGGAGAUCGUGGUCAGUUCUUCGCAGAAUAGCAGUAAUUCUGCCGGCUCUGGCGAAGGAGCGGCGUGCUUGGCGCAACCUGGCCCUUCAACUAUCAAAACCGAUAAACCCCCGGAACAAACGGACAACUACGAGGUGAUGGAGAACGAGCUGCAGUGCGUCAUCUGCUCGGAGCUGUUCGUCAAAGCGCUGACCCUCAACUGCUCCCACACCUUCUGCAAGUACUGCAUCCGCAUGUGGAACAAGAACAAGAGCGACUGCCCCAUCUGCAGGACAAAGAUAACCUCCAUGACGUCCACGAUAGUCCUGGACAACGUUAUCGAGAAGGUGAUAGAGACCUCGAACGAGGAGAUCAAGCAGCACCGGCGUUCCGUGCUGGAGGAGAGGAGGAAACAGGAGGAGGCGGAGAGCCAGCCACCGGCCGGCGCGCAGCAGCAGGGCAGACGGGGCAGGGGGAGGGGCAGGGGCGGCGGUACGAGGAGGGCGAGAGGCGGCAGGGGCAACAGGACACAGGACGACCAGCCUAGGAUCAACGUGUUGGAUCCCGUCGCUAUAAAUAUAGGGGCACUGGUGAAUAACGUGAUAGAACUGAGCUCGGACAGCGAUUGGAGCACGGACACCGAAUCCAUGUCCCCGAACGAUAUGCAGGACGAGUACGACCACGACGACUGGUACGACACCCGCUCCGUCUACUGGGGCGGCUACGGGUACUGCUUCCGCUGCGGCAGCCCCACCCACUGGGCCAACAACUGUCCGAACAGAUAAGCCGCCUGGCUUCAAGUCGUCUCACCUCAGGAUAUUAAGUUUGUUACGCGACUUACGGAUUUUCCAUUCGAGUGUCGCGCUCGGGGCUAGUAACGGAAGUUUUAUUAAUUUGUUUCUGGUAGAAUUAAAAACGGAUAGGUUUAGGUCGGAUUCCGUUGGGACGUUCAAAAUUCUCGUGGGGAUUCGCCGGGUCGGGCGAGUCGUACUGCCGUAACCUCACCAUACUGCCACGACACGUUGAAAUUCAAUAUUUAAAAUGUCAGGUGCGCGGUAGCGUGGUUGAUACACG
Molecule: messenger RNA, 1964 nt
Organism: Anoplophora glabripennis (Asian longhorned beetle)
Lineage: Eukaryota; Metazoa; Arthropoda; Insecta; Coleoptera; Cerambycidae
Product: E3 ubiquitin-protein ligase CHFR-like
Exons: 9
Coding region: 74-1675 (533 amino acids)
Biological process (GO): double-strand break repair; protein K48-linked ubiquitination; ubiquitin-dependent protein catabolic process
Cellular component (GO): ubiquitin ligase complex; cytosol; site of double-strand break
Molecular function (GO): zinc ion binding; ubiquitin protein ligase activity; histone binding
Source: RefSeq, a predicted model, not a curated record